Molecule: messenger RNA, 1494 nt
Organism: Adineta ricciae
Lineage: Eukaryota; Metazoa; Rotifera; Eurotatoria; Adinetida; Adinetidae
Source: the annotation of a GenBank genome assembly
AUGGCUACGAAUAGUAAUAGACGUUUAUCGUCGGAAAUCUUUGUUUUUCUUCAUGGAUUUACUAAAGAUAGCGAUGUAGGUGGUGGUGGACAAAUAGCAAAAUACAUCGCUUCGUUAUUUCAUGUUCCGGUCGAACAACCAAACUUGAAUCAACCGUCGUUUAACGAAUUCUCCGUUUCAAACGCUAUACAUGUCAUUAAUAAAUUAUUCGACGAAAAACAAAAAGAACAUCAUGAACAAAUUCAAAUGAAUUUGAUCGGUGCAAGUAUGGGUGGUUACAUCGCUGCACGUUACGCUGAACUUUAUCCUGAUCGCGUAAAAAAAUUGUUUCUUCUUUGUCCUGCAUUCGGCUUAGCAGCACGCUGGCGUGAAUUUCUGUCCGAUGAUGAAUUAGAAAAAUGGAAAUCAUCCGGUUCACAUUCGUACGAUGGUCGACAAUUACAUUAUUCAUUUUUGGUUGAUCUCACACAAAACCAUCCAGCAUAUCCACAAAUUCUAUGUCCAACAUCGAUCGUACAUGGUAAAUCGGAUGAAUUGAUUCCAAUUGCUGCGAGUCAACAAUUUAUUAAAGAACAAAAAAAUAAAGAAUCGAUUCAUCUAGUUGAAGUCGAUGAUGAUCAUCAUUUGUCUCAAAAUAAAAAGUCUCUCGAACUGACUAUGGGAAAUGCAACCAACCAUUUCUCCUUCUGUGUUGGUCAAUCGUCGAAAAAAGUUCAUCAAAAGCGACCGUAUGUCUCUCGUCCAUUUUGGCCAUAUGAACAUCAUCAUCAUCUAAAUCUGAAUGAAACUGAUCAUGAUAUGAAAUCAUCUCGGUGUAUUCAUGUUAUGAAUAAAAAUCUUUUAGAAACUUAUCGAGAUUGUCCAUUGUGUUUAAAGCUUCUCUAUGAACCAGUUUCGACGUUAUGUGGACAUACAUUUUGUUUGUUAUGUCUUGAACGUCUUAUAAUCGCAUCCGAUUCGCUAUUAAGAUGUCCCAUUUGUCGAAUAGAUUUAACUUAUCUUCGUUCGUGUUCCAAUCAAUUGAAACCCAAUGCAAUUCUUCAUAAUCUCUUUCGUGAAAUGUACGCUGAUGAAUAUGAAAUUCGACGAAACGAAUUAGAUAAUGAAAGAAAAAAUAUCAUCAAAAAACGAUUAGUCAUCGGUAAUACGCAUCAAUUAUUGUCCUGUGAUUAUCACCAUAAACAACAUGAAUGGACUUUAUUUAUUAAAUUUGAUAAUGAUGAUCAAGAUCCGAAUGAAAUUAGUGAAUAUGUUAAACAGGUGAAGAUUCAUUUACAUCCAACAUUUUCUCCAUCGCAGAUCAUUCUGGAUCAACCACCUUUUCGAUUAACAAGGAUUGGAUGGGGAGUUUUUACGGUUCAUAUUUCAAUUGAAUUUCACGCCAAAUGGAACAAGUCAGAUCUCAUCACCAAUUGGUUUUUAUCGUUUGCUAAUGCAGGAAGUCAGAAAUCGUUGGAAAUUGGUUUUCAAAAGUCAACUGAUAAUAUUAAUUAA